AUGGCUGACCAUAAAGAAGGUCCAUUUUUGCUGAUAGAUGGUUUUAGACAACGAAUGUGUAAAUGCAGCGAGUGUUUGGCUCUUUAUGAAAGAAUGGGCUGUGAAUUUUUUGUUGAUAUCGACGACGACAUUGAGUUGUUCACCAAAGAGAACAUUGAGAAGACCGAGGGUGAGAAGGAGCCAGAUGACGAGACCAUUGUGAAUGAGCUUGUUCAAACUGCUGGAAGAGAUGCAGCUAUCCAUGUGCUAAAAGGUUUCAAUGACCUAAAACGUAACUUGCACCAAUUCAUGAAGGAAAAGCAAGAGGAAGGAGUAGGAGUGAUUACAGCUGAGCACGUCACCUCAUUUUUCGACAAGAUCAAGCGGAGCAGGGUGGAAGGCCCAUCGGGUGAUGAUUUUUAA
This is a messenger RNA of Cylicostephanus goldi, 402 nucleotides long. The record is from the annotation of a GenBank genome assembly. Lineage: Eukaryota; Metazoa; Nematoda; Chromadorea; Rhabditida; Strongylidae.